Molecule: messenger RNA, 2035 nt
Organism: Carya illinoinensis
Lineage: Eukaryota; Viridiplantae; Streptophyta; Magnoliopsida; Fagales; Juglandaceae
Product: glycogen synthase kinase-3 homolog MsK-3-like
Exons: 14
Coding region: 546-1757 (403 amino acids)
Biological process (GO): protein phosphorylation; signal transduction
Cellular component (GO): cytoplasm
Molecular function (GO): ATP binding; protein serine/threonine kinase activity
Source: RefSeq, a predicted model, not a curated record
CUAACAUUCCCAUAAAGCAACAAAGCUUCUAGUUACAACCAUUUGCACCGAAACCUUCUGCAAUUAUCUGUGUCUUCCUCUCACAGAAACAGAAACAAAAGUGCAGUGGUCCGGCCUUAAGCUUCCCGACACCGUGAAUCCCUUUAUCUGGUUGAUCAAUCCGUUUCAAGAAGCUUCAUCUAUUAUGAGGAGCCCAAGAGAUUGGAGUCGUUUCCCUUGUAGGUAAUGUGAUGGGAGGGAUGUCCGGCUGUGGACAGUCAUGAGUGGAAAAUGAAGAUUUGGAGCACGCCGUGUGAAGGGAGACUCCCGCGUCAUGAUCAAUUGAGUGGAAAGAAAAGCAGAAAGACAACGGUACCUGGCAUAUUAGCAUUGGAGGUUGAAGCAGCGGAAUAAAGAGGGACCCUUAGCCUGUCCUUCGGUAACUGAACCAUUGAUCAUUCCGCUGGCAUCUUCUGUUCACGCUCUCAUAAGAUAUCGAUGUAUGUUACUACAUUGAGAAGGUGAUUUUGGACGGUGAUUUGCUCGAACUCUACUCUUUUGGGAUAAUGGCUUCUGGGUUAAGCGAUUCAAGGGGAAAUACAGUUGGCAUUGAUAGGUUGCACGACAAGAUGAAUGGCAUGAAAAUUUGGGGUGACAAGGAAACAGAGACAACUGUUAUUGACGGAAAAGGGACAGAGGCAGGCCAUAUAAUUGUCACAUCUAUCAGUGGAAACUAUGGCGAGCCAAAACAAACGAUAAGCUACAUGGCUGAGCGUGUUGUAGGGAAUGGCUCCUUUGGAGUAGUAUUCCAGGCAAAGUGCUUAGAGACCGGUGAAACUGUUGCCAUAAAAAAGGUUCUUCAAGACAAGAGGUACAAGAAUCGGGAGUUACAGAUGAUGAGAUUUCUAGACCACCCCAAUGUUGUGUGCUUGAAGCACAGCUUCUUGUCAAAAACUGAAAAGAAUGAGCUCUAUCUUAACCUUGUGCUGGAGUAUGUACCUGAGACUGUCUAUCGGGUGAUCAGACACUACAAUAAGAUGCAUCAUAGGAUGCCAUUGAUAUACGUAAAAGUUUACUUUUACCAGAUAUGUAGAGCGCUUGCAUACAUUCAUAAUUGUGUUGGAGUCUGUCACAGGGAUUUAAAGCCUCAAAAUCUACUGGUCAAUCCACAUACCCACCAAGUUAAACUCUGUGACUUUGGAAGUGCAAAAGCCUUGGUAACGGGGGAGACAAAUAUAUCUUACAUCUGUUCCAGGUACUACCGAGCGCCUGAACUGAUAUUUGGUGCAACUCAGUACAACACAGCCAUAGACAUGUGGUCUGCUGGCUGUGUUCUAGCUGAAUUAUUGCUUGGGGAGCCUCUCUUUUCUGGUGAGCGUGCAGUAGACCAGCUUGUGGAAAUAAUUAAGGUUUUAGGUACCCCAACAAGAGAGGAAAUUAAGUGCAUGAAUCCUAACUACACCGAGUUUAAGUUCCCUCAAAUUAAAGCUUAUCCAUGGUACAAGAUAUUCAACAAGCGUGUCCCUCCCGAAGCUGUCGAUCUUGUCUCAAGACUACUUCAGUACUCUCCAAAUCUCCGAAGUACAGCUCUGGAGGCUUUGGUUCAUCCUUUCUUUGAUGAGCUUCGUGAUCCAAGCGCCUGCCUGCCAAAUGGACGCCCCUUCCCCCCACUAUUCAACUUUAAGUCCCAUGAACUAAAGGAAGUGCCAGCAGAGAUGGUGGUCAAAUUGAUUCCAAAGCACGCAAGAAAGAACUGCCCCUUCUUUGGGUCAUCAUGAGGUCAAAUCUGUUGAUAUCUGCUCCCGGCAAGGAAAAUACAGUCUACUGUGGAAAUGUAGCUAGAGGCCAAUUAUAAAGUGAUCAUACGAUUCUUGUUUUUUAUUUGUUCCAAUGUUGAUUUGUGCCCUGUUUUUUCACAUCUGUCUUCUUCCGCCUUCUUUCUAUAAUGGAAAAUGAGAAGGUUCUGCCAGUAUGCUUGUAGUUAUGCUGAGAUGUAAAUUCUUAACUGGCUUACGUAUUUUAAAAUGUUGUAGAUGCCAAAAAAUUUCUCUUGAAA